UUCAGUCUGUGGCAUGGAAGAGGCAGAUGGCUGCAGCCUUUCCGCUUUUCCUUCACUCCUGUUUCCAUCUCCACUUCCGUCCCCAACAUCUGCCUCAGCGUCAGGACUCAUAAAGGGCAAAGAGUGACAAACCGCAGAAGCAGGUAGGUUGUCUGCAGGUGGAGGAAACAAAGCGGAAAACCCCUCCGGUCGGCUGGAUGUGAGCGGCACAUCGACCGAAGGAGAAGUCCAACAAACGUGAUAUGGACCAAAAUAUCGGAGCAAGUACGAGGAUACGUUCAGUCUUCUUUUUUGUCUUUAUUCUGUAUUAUGAGCAGGCGGCAGUGUAGAGGAGCUAGUCCUGCCCAGAAAGGAGGAGGAGUAGGAAAGACGCGCAGAAGGGUGUCGACGGAGAGAGGCAGGGGUAGAGGAGAAGAGGAGGGGAAGAGCAGUGGAAAAAUAUUAGAGUAAUAUUACAAGCUUCUAAUAAUGGCGGCUAAAUCGGACGGGGUCCUGAAGAUAAAGAAGAGCGACGUGGCCUUCACCCCUCUGCAGAACUCGGAGCACUCCGGCUCGGUGCAGGGGCUCCACCCGGGCGCUCAACCCGACUCUGCAGGCACCGGGGAUGGAGACUUCGCCAACGGAGAGUCGCGGUGCUGCGGCGGGGGAGGCUCCAACUCGACGUGCCUUCGCCUGGGCAGGGAGCAGCAAAAAUACACGGUGUGGGACUGCUUGUGGAUCGUAGCCGCAGUGGCCGUGUAUCUGGCCGAUGUGGGCACCGACGUGUGGCUGUCGGUUGACUACUACCUCCGCCGCGACUACUGGUGGUUCGGCCUGACGCUCUUCUUCGUGGUGCUGGGCUCCUUCUCGGUCCAGCUGUUUAGCUUCAGAUGGUUCGUCCACGACUUCAGCACCGAGGACGGCGCGGAAUCCGCUGCCGACUGCUCCCACAUGGAUGGGAACAAGCUGCUGAGCGGCUCUGCCUCACACGGCGACGUUACCGCUCAACACCACCCGGCCACGCCGCAGAGACAGGCGUCGACCGCCAGCAAGAACACCACGACCAACAGCACCGCCAGCACGGCGGUGGGGAACAGGAGUAGGAAACGAACGGCCUACUACUCCUUCUGCGUCUGGUUCGGCCAGUCGGUCAUCCACAUCCUCCAGCUGGGCCAAAUAUGGAGGUAUUUCCAUACAAUCUACCUGGGCGUUCGGAGUCGUCAGAGUGCUGAGACAGACCGCUGGCGUUACUACUGGAGGAUGGUCUAUGAGUUUGCAGAUGUGAGCAUGCUGCAUCUAUUGGCCACCUUUCUGGAGAGCGCGCCACAACUGGUGCUGCAGCUGUGCAUCAUCAUACAGACACACAAGCUCCAGGCUGUACAAGGUAUGACAGCGGCAGCCUCCCUUGUGUCUCUGGCCUGGGCGCUGGCUUCCUACCAGAAGGCCCUGCGAGAGUCUCGGGAUGACAAGAAGCCGAUCAGCUACCUGGCUGUGAUCAUCCAGUUCUGCUGGCAUUUCUUCACUAUCGCCGCAAGGGUCAUCACCUUUGCCCUGUUUGCCUCUGUGUUCCAACUCUACUUUGGCAUCUUCAUUGUCCUGCACUGGUGCAUCAUGACCUUCUGGAUUGUCCACUGUGAGACAGACUUCUGCAUCAGCAAGUGGGAGGAAAUUGUGUUUGACAUGGUGGUGGGCAUAAUCUAUAUCUUUUCCUGGUUCAACGUCAAGGAGGGUCGGACAAGGUGUCGGCUUUUCAUCUAUUACCUGGUGAUCCUGGUGGAGAAUGCUGCACUCAGUGCGUUGUGGUAUCUCUACCGGUCGCCUCAUACCACUGACGCCUUUGCAGUUCCAGCACUCUGCGUCAUCUUCAGCAGUUUCCUCACUGGCGUGGUUUUCAUGCUCAUGUACUAUGCCUUUUUCCAUCCCAACGGGCCACGCUUUGGACGAUCGCCGAGCGGCCAGGGUCUGGACCUAGACCCCACUGCUCAGUUCUCCACACUACCAUCUGAAGGUGCCACCAACUCACUGCGCUCCAACCGAGGUGGCGCCACAACCCUGGAGCGUGACGUGGGGAAGUAUUCUGAGCGGGAUGGUUGCAUGCCGGUGUUUCAGGUCCGACCCACAGUGCCAUCUACACCAUCGUCUCGUGCCCCACGCCUGGAAGAGACAGUCAUCAAGAUCGACCUCUGCAGGAACCGCUACCCAGCCUGGGAGCGCCAUGUCCUCGACCGUAGUAUACGCAAGGCAAUCCUGGCCAUAGAUUGCUCCCUGACUCCUCCACGGCUGCAGUACAAAGAUGAUGCUCUGGUGCAGGAGAGGUUGGAAUAUGAGACCACGUUAUAGUUCCACCUGCUCUAAGAACCCAUACAGGGGUGCGGUCAUCAGAUGAUUAUCCUGCUAUCACAUGAACAGCAACAAGGACUGUGGCAAUAAGUAUUUGUUACUACCAACAGUCUCAUUUUUAAUCCCUCACUCCCCCUUUUUUUCUGUUCCUCGGCAUCAGCGCCCACCCAGGAGCAUUCAGCCAUUGGCAGUAAUGGGAGGAACAUCUUGGCAAGUGCAGUUGAUGUCGCUGGAAGUGUUUGGGGUCUUUGCAGGGUUGUUGCAGUUAUUUUUACUUCCACUUAUUAGGCAAAUCCUGUCUGGUAUGAACUAAAUGCGAAUCAAAAGAAUGCUUGGACACUCUGCCCAGAUCCUACUAGACACUGAUGCACUGUUUGGUUAAGGUUGGAAACGUUAAGGAUAAAAUAAGCAUGUACAUCCAGACAAGUUAUCAGAUAUUCCACUUUAACCUAAAUGACACCUGAAUUUCACAGAAAUCCUUCUAAUUUUUGAAAGAAAAUUAUCCAUCACUUCAAACUUUAAACUGUUUAUAUGUCUUAAUGUGUUGGUGUCUUAUUGUUUGGAAGUUCUGACAAAUUAAUCCCAUAGCAGCCACAACUGGGUGGGUACUUCCAUAAAUAUGUACAUGAUACCACUCGUCACUCCUAUUCUCUUAGUGCCAAAAAGGUUCCUUGGAAACGUCUUCUAGCUUCUGAGGAGUUGGAACACCUUAGCGAUGGUGAAGUCUUUCUCUGGCCUAGACAGGUCUUUCCUCUUGGAUUCAGGUCUACUCUGAAAGAAGGUCAGAUGGAAAGUGAACUACAUGAAGACAGUGGUCAAAGUAGCAUCUAUACUCAGUCAUUGUGUUGUGUUUGGAUACAAUUAACCAAACCUGGCUGGAAGGAAGGAUAGGGAGCGAGAUAGAAGAGGUGAACACUGGACAGACGCAAGCUCACUGUCUUUCUCUCACAUGGUAAUAAGUCAAACUCACACAAUGCCAAGAACAAAAUCUUCCUGGCAGCUCAACUCAACUAUUUGCAGUCCAGCCUCAUAAACCUGUCUGUGCAAUGAUACUGAUAUUUGCUUGUCUGUGAAAGAGAAUGUGGAGGGGAGAGCAGAAGAAAUGCACAAAGCCUCAGACAGCAAUGAAAAGGAGAUGACAGGAGAGGAGGACACAGGAAAUGGAAAUUAAUCGAGGAUGUAGAAAAAGGGAAAUUGCAGACAAGCAGCUAUCUCAGCCAAACUAAACCAACCACCAGGAUGUACAGUACUCUGACACAACAUGCAGCAUUUUUUACUUUAGAGAUGAUGUAGAGGGUACUGAAGUCACUGUAGUUCUGUGUUUUGUGUUUUAGUAUGUAUGUGUUGGCAACAGGUGUAUGUGUGUGUGUGUGUGUGUGUGUGUGUGUGUGUGGGUGGUGAAACAAGAGAAACAGCUCAGGAGGACAUGUGGUUGGGUGCUGUCAUCAGUCAGUGAAGGUACACCUUGACUUUCUGACUUUAAGUCUGCUUGUUCUUUGAUAAACACAUGUCACUUUCUG
Micropterus salmoides (largemouth bass) is the source of this 3839-nucleotide messenger RNA. It is a transcript of the gene xkr4, whose product is annotated as XK related 4. The record is from RefSeq and is a predicted model, not a curated record. Gene Ontology annotation, biological process: engulfment of apoptotic cell; apoptotic process involved in development; phosphatidylserine exposure on apoptotic cell surface. Gene Ontology annotation, cellular component: plasma membrane. Lineage: Eukaryota; Metazoa; Chordata; Actinopteri; Centrarchiformes; Centrarchidae. The transcript is spliced from 4 exons. The coding region runs from base 469 to 2319 and encodes 616 amino acids.